AUGCUUCAUAUUUCUACUAGGAGGGAUAGCGCCAAAGUUGUUGCUGUUGUACCAGCUCUUGCUUUAGACUUGUUCGCAUCCCCACUUAACGAGUUCGAUUGGUGCCAUCGAUGGAGCCGCCUUCGUGUGUACCGUGCUCCGGAUGAGUCCCCUGAACAAGCGGCGGCUUCCGACCGUGUAGAGCGUAUGCUUGCAACAACCCUAACGAAGUACUUAGAGGGCUCCGACCCGUCAGUCGCCAAUUCAGUUUUUUGGGAAACGUUUGGUAAGACUCUGACGGAAUGGACCGAAUUGGCUUGUACGGAUUUGACCGAACUCACCGAGGUGACGGGGUGUCUUAAUGAUGGAGAGAUCGAGCUGGAGAUCGAAGCAGUGAGAGCCUUGAAGGAUGAGGAACGCGAAACCCUUAAGUCAAUGGUGCCGGAGAACUGGGUGCCAAUCAUCGACGAUCCAACACCCCAUUUGGAGGACCAGUUGGAUAACUUUGAUGACGAUGGAGAAUGGAGCUUCGAUGGAGAAUGGAGCUUCGAUGAUCAAUAUCAUGAAGUCAGAUAUCGACAGCCAACUAAAAAAAGAUUCUGGCCUUGGUUAGGCGCGGGUUUUGGCCUUGGAUUUACUUCUGGGAUUAUUGUGAGUGGAGCCGUGAUUACAUCAUUGUUGUUGUCUUUGCGCGGUAAUCGAGACUCUAUAUCGAAUACUACAUUUGUUGGUAUAACUCCUACUAUGAACAAUAAUGGAACCAACGUCACCCAGUCCACUACCCAGUCCACUACCAAGUCCACUACCAAGUCCACUACCCAGUCCACCAUCUUGUCCACCGUGGCCAGCAUGUUGAAUUUCAAUCCGCCUAUGUCUGUGGCCAGUGAUACGCCGGUGGAACGCCUCUGGCCGGAUGUGAAUGACAUAACGACGUUGAUUUCUGCGUCAGAGUUUGAGAAUCUGAGAGUCCCAUCCGAGACAUGCAAGGAGGCUUACAAUGCUGUGAUGGCAAGUAAUACAACAGCGCCAAUGUUUCCGGCAACAGCGGAUGGUUGGAGAAGCUUGGACUGGUCCCCAUGUCGCUUGGCGGGUGGUAAGAUAGUUUGUAUCGAUGACCUUAAGAGAACUGUUGUUUGUCAUUAUUUUGCGAAUCCUUUCAUGUAUGAUUUCCCAACUAUUUGGGAGGCCGGUGUGAAUUAUGACAAGCCGACUCGAUGUUCGUUUCAGUGUAAUGGUUAUUUACGAUACGUAUCGAAUCAGAAUGGCGGGAAUCAGAAUGGCGGUGCUAAAAAGCGUAUUUCGUCAGAACUUGAAUUGCUUAUGAUGCCUCGAUUCGCAAAAGAGGUCGCGGGUUCGAUUCCCGGCAUUGACGUUAGCGUUUUGAGUGAUGAGAAAAUACAAGAAUUAGGACUUGACACUUUGUACCUGACGGAUAUUAAUACAAACUGCAGUCAUGCCGACGAUCCUCGCCGCCCACAACCGAGUCGCGCACACAUCUCACCUCCGGGUUGCAAUUGCCUUCAUGCUGCCCUCGCAUGCGAUGUCCAAACGCCCACUGGUAACACAAUAAAUUGGGGCGCUAUUAUGGGAAUCAACAUCAUAGAAGAAGAACUCGCACAAUAUUACACAGCAUACAAAAGACAAAACCACAUGCCGACCAAGUGCUACUAUAAAUGCUACCAACCUAUUCCGAACAUGACACAGUCGCUUCUUAAGUAUUGGAACUAUACAACGGCACCAUCACAUGGCAAGAAAGUGCUACUACAAAUGGAGCAUUCCAAACAUGAAUCUAAACCACUGGAAGGUUAA
Messenger RNA from Gregarina niphandrodes, 1788 nucleotides. RefSeq names its product putative transmembrane protein. The transcript has a single exon. Lineage: Eukaryota; Apicomplexa; Conoidasida; Eugregarinorida; Gregarinidae. The record is from RefSeq and is a predicted model, not a curated record. The coding region runs from base 1 to 1788 and encodes 595 amino acids.